Messenger RNA from Neofelis nebulosa (Clouded leopard), 2095 nucleotides. RefSeq names its product peroxiredoxin like 2C (gene PRXL2C). The transcript is spliced from 6 exons. The record is from RefSeq and is a predicted model, not a curated record. Lineage: Eukaryota; Metazoa; Chordata; Mammalia; Carnivora; Felidae. Bases 135 to 833 code for a protein of 232 amino acids.
CCCGCCCAGCCUUGCGUCCCAUCCCCAGUCCCGAAUUGCUCCGCCGGGUGCACUCUGAUCGGCCUCGACCCGUCUGGCACAGCCUAUGCGAUCAGCCUGAGCCCGGUGGGCGCGAUCCCUGGCCGGCCGGGCAGAUGCUGGGCGCGAUGGCCUACCUUGCCCUCGCCCCGGUAACGCGGCAGGUCAGCGGCCGCGCCGCCCCGGCCGCAGUCCCUAGCGGCCCAGAGCGCGGGCAGCCCCUGGCCGCAACAGUGGCCGAGCUGUCUGUGCUGGACGCCUCCGGGAGGCAGGUGCCGUUCGGCGCGCUGUUUCGGGAGCGCCGGGUUAUCGUGGUCUUCGUGAGGCAUUUCCUGUGUUACAUCUGCAAGGAAUACGUAGAAGAUCUGGCCAAAAUCCCCAAGAGUUUCUUACAAGAAGCAAAUGUCACCCUUAUAGUGAUUGGACAGUCAUCCUACCAUCAUAUUGAGCCUUUCUGCAAACUGACUGGGUAUUCUCAUGAAAUCUAUGUUGAUCCUGAGAGAGAAAUUUAUAAAAAAUUAGGAAUGAAAAGAGGUGAAGAAAUUGCCCCUUCAGGAAAGAGUCCCCAUAUAAAAUCAAAUGUACUCUCGGGAAGCAUUCAGAGCCUGUGGAGGGCAGUGACUGGCCCUCUUUUUGAUUUUCAAGGAGACCCUGCUCAGCAAGGUGGAACCCUCAUUUUAGGUCCAGGUAACAACAUCCAUUUUAUACACCGUGAUAGAAAUAGGUUGGAUCACAAACCCAUCAACUCUGUUUUACAGCUUGUAGGAGUUCAGCAUGUGGACUUUACAAGCAGAUCUUCAGUUAUCCAUGUGUGAUGGUAUAGACUCUUUAUCACUUUCGAAUGGACCCUUGGGAUAUGACCUGAAAUGUUCAGAGUGUGGUAUCCUUGUGCAGUGUCUCACUUGUUGGCUUUUCCCAGCCUUUGAGGAGUUAUGAAAACAUAAAGAGACCAUGUACUAGUUGAACUACAUACUGGGAGGCAUCAGUUGUCAAAAAUGUUAUAUAUAUUUAUAAUUCUAUAGCUUUUAAAGUUUUAUGUAAAAUAAAAUUUUAUUUAUAUAAAAUAAAACUUUAAAAGCUAUAAAAUUAGAAAUACCAUUUUUUAUUUUACAUUAUGGUAUAUCCAUUCAAUGAAAGUUUUUAUUGGCCCUAAUUCUUAUGAAGAACAUAUAAAGGGAAAGGUAAGCAACUCAGGACCACUUUAUCCAGUGAAAAAGCAGGAUGUCAAAUCCUGUAAAUAAUGUAAUCAUAUUUUUAUGUAUAUGUUUAUAUUUUUGCAUACUUAGGAAAAAAGACAGGAUAUAAACACACCAGGUUAUUGCCAGUAGGUACCUCUAUAUGGUAGGAUUACAGUAUCUUUAUUUUUUUUUCCAUAUUUUCCUUUAUCUCCUAACUUUCUAUAAUGAGCAUGAUUCAUUUUUUUAGCCAGGAAAAGUUAUUUAAAAAUUAUAUGAAGAAUAUAUUCCUAUAUAGGAAGCUUCACAAAGUUGCAUAUAAAUGCAACUGUCUACAUGUUUCCAUCCACAUUGCUUUACUUAGAGGAAAUAUUGCAAACCAAACCUGCAUAGCCUGUGUUCAAAGUGCCUUGUACCACACACACAGUAUCCAUUUCACUAGGAUUUGGCGGGGGGUGGGGAGGUGGAAAGAGUAAAAGGAGAAAAAAAAUGUUUUAUGUAUUUAAUACAUGUAUUUAAAAUAUGGUUCAAUAUGCUUUUUGGAUGAAUUUUAAGAAUUGUUUAAAAAAAAACUUUGUAACUUAAAUGUACACUGGUUUGCUUGCCAAAUUGCUUUUAUUUAGUGUACUGUUAUCUUUUAUUUUUCUAGAAUGUUAAUAGGUUUACUUGGGAAGUGUCCCAGAAAUUCUGAUGAAAAAGUACAGCAAGAUCAAAAUCUUGGUAAUUAGUAGCAAAUAUACACUGCUUUGAACUUAUAAACUUUUAUAUCAAGCAUAUGAGGUCACACACACAAAAUAUAUUUUAAAUAUCCAAAUAUUUUAAUGUACAUUCAUGUAUAUAUACAUUAAACAAUCAUGUUUUUAACCAAUAAAAACAAAAUUUCUCAUGACAUUUAAAAUUAA